AUGUCAGCUGAAAUUAUUGUUAAAAUGAAUAAGAGCUCUAGGCCUCCGCCACCGGUACCGCCGAGACCUUCUAAGAGUUUGAUUAAAGAAGCUUUGGCGAAAACAAGACAGGCUCAUGGAAAUUACGUUGUCAGUGUUACAAAACCGCAAGCCCCUACACCACCAAUCCAACCGCCCAAAGAAUUUCAAAAUAAACGAUUAAUCAUCGAUAAUACUAGACCGGUGAUCUACCAAUCGGAAAAUUGCAAAUCGCGAUCGAUUUGUUCAGAUAUAACAAACAAAUCAGAAAUAAAUAAUGUAUUGAAAAAGUUUGAAGAUAAUUUACGAAAAUCCGAUGUUGAAAAAGUAUCGGUGGCUGAAACCAAAGACGAAUUGAAGCAAAUAGAAAGCGAUAACGACGAAAUUAAGUCAGUCAAUGAGACGGAAAAUCAAUCGGCACUAUGGGAAUGUGGAUUCAAUGGAAACAAUGUUGCGGAAAUAACAAAAUCUGAAAACGAUGAAGUUUCAUCAAGCACAUCGUCAUCUAAUGACUCCGUUAAUAACUGUUACCGAGAAAAAGCAUGGAACGGUACACUGAACAGAAACCACGUAAAUACUUUGAUAGACGAAAUGUUUGCUUCAGUUUUAGAAGUGAAUUUAAGCAAUAAUUCAUCUUCGACAGAAAGCAUUACAAAUAAAAACACAACUGUUAUAGUGAUUAAUAAUAAUGAGCAAACUUUGGAUAAAAAAGUACAAUUCAAUGAUCGUCAGAAUCAUGAGUUUUUAAUAAACGAACUGCAAAAUAUGAAAAACGAUGAGAAAAUUUUAAAAAGGCAACGCAGGUCGCCUUUGAAUCACUUCGAAGACGAUGCUGACAGAAUACAAAAAAAUGACUGGUACGGCUUGAAUGAAGGCAAAAAAGUCAGAAUGUCGAGUUGUAGUAUAAAAAUUGAAGACGAGGAUAAUGAUAAAUAUCAGAAGAUGAAGAAUUUGUCUAGUAGUUAUGGCUUGCCUCCACUUCCUAGUUCAUUAUCAGGCUUUAAGUUUAUUAUGGACACAAGUGACCCAAUAAAAACCAUUGAAAAACCACCAGAAGUUGUUGAUGAAAAUUCAACUGAUGGGCAAAUAAUGAAUUUGGAAAAACAAUUAUCCAUAUUGAGACGAGAAAUGGAUAGUUUACGUGAACAGGACUUGUCUCUACUGUCCAAAUUGUGGUUUCUCAACGAGUCAAUACAAGAUUUCCGUCAGAUGUUGCAAGACCAGGAUCAAGAUGACAAGGUUUUAACAAUGUGUCCUUCGCCUACACCUUCUAGUAUUGAAGAUGAAGAUUUUUAUGUUAUAUCGACUUCAACGUGUUAA
Ceutorhynchus assimilis (cabbage seed weevil) is the source of this 1338-nucleotide messenger RNA. Lineage: Eukaryota; Metazoa; Arthropoda; Insecta; Coleoptera; Curculionidae. The record is from the annotation of a GenBank genome assembly.